Molecule: messenger RNA, 2007 nt
Organism: Seminavis robusta
Lineage: Eukaryota; Bacillariophyta; Bacillariophyceae; Naviculales; Naviculaceae
Source: the annotation of a GenBank genome assembly
AAAUUAUUGGUACCGGUACUGCUGUACGUGGCUCUUCACUCUCCACGGGCAAGAGCAACAGUGCGUCGUUUCUUUGUCAUUCGGAACCCCGGACGCAGCCAACAUGCAAGACUGCUCAAGCGAAUAGAACAACGGCCAAGUCUCCUGCCAUCAGGGCUGCGCAGCAUCCAUGGAAAGCAAUUGAGUGCAGUGUCUUGACUGGUUGUUGCAUCUGCUGAUGGUUGACACACGGGGAAAAGUGCAGCACAACAAAACCAAGGAAUAGCACCCUUGCACGAUGGCUACAUCUGCCUCUGGUGACGCUUUCUAUGAUGAAGAUGAAGGGCCUGCACCUUACCGGUACGGUAGCGGAGAAAUGAUUCCAGUUGUCGUCCAUGCGAUAGCUGAACUGGAAGAAGAAGAUAACAUUCCAGUUGUGGAAGCAGCAGUAGUGACUCAACUUGAAAACGAUGAUAUCCAACCGAGGUAUCGUGAUCCACUCCGUCGAGACAAUGGCACUCUUCAUAGUACUAGGGCGCCACAAGCAGAGUUGCGCCCCUCCAUGAUGGACCGUGUCAUUCCAAAAUCAUCCGAAGGCAAAGCAUUUUGUUUGGCACUGGCAGCUCUUGUCGCCUUCACUUUGGUUGCAUCCACCGGGUUGUUCUGCUCACUGGGAAACUGUGAUGUGGCAGGCAGUGGAUCACCUAAUGCGGACAGCGCCGGUGAAGAUGCUGGCAACAAUUUUGUUUCCCUCUCACCCUCCUCAGCAACAGUUUCGCCAAGCUCUGCACCCACCUACUGGAACCAAGCAGAAAAUUACACACUGUCCGUGGACAUGUCUUCACUUGUGAUUUCCACCUCAAACUUCUUGCUUGCCAAUCACAACAACGACAACGACACCAGCACACCCAUGAUAGAGAAGCUCAUUGAAUCAAUCCUUGAGGGAUUGCCCAUUGAGUCAUCAAAUCCCGUGGCCUUGGUUCCAGGCUCAGCUGAGAUUGCGCAGGAACCUUUGGCACUUGCGAUUCAAGACUGCGUCGUUGGCAUUGAAGACCGCAACGAAAACAACAACACGCAUUGCUACUUUGUUCGUGUUCACUUUCAACUGUUCGUCACGGAGGCUCACAAGGCCCGUUACAAGAGACUGUGCUCACAAUUAGGAGCAUCGCUGACUUUGCUCACAGAAAACAAUGGACACCUUAUUAGGAGCUUUGUUGUCAAAGAAGAAUCCAAUCUACUUUUUCAAGAUGGCAGGAUGGAUCAUUGCGAGCCGGUCAACAACGAUUCAAUAACGAUGACUUUGACACCAAGUACGGCACAACCCACCGCAACAACAAACCCUUUACAGCAGGCAACACCAGCACCAACACCAGCACCGGCUCCCUUGAGAUUUGACUUUCACUACACCUUCUUUGAUGACCUUGUGCCACUGGAGAAGCCCACUGAAGCACAACUAUCAGCAUUGGUCUGCCAAACGCAAGUGUGGGUAUCCGAACGGAUGAAUACUAACUCAACCAUCAAUAGUGAUACAUCGUUGACAAUGACGGCAAAAGACAUUGGCUACCAGCUUGGGAACAACAGUUUCAUUCUAUUUUUCAGAGGAGAGUUCAGCACAGGUGGUGAAGAAGAGUCAUACUUUCCAACCCUUGAGGACGUUUCCUCUGUCCUGGACGCAACAAGCAAGAACUCCAUUAUGAUUAUUGAUUCAUCCGAGCUUGACUAUGUGCUGGAUCAUGUCUAUGCAUCAAGUCCAUUGGAUGGCAGUUUGAACUAUUUUCGCGAUGUCAAUGGCACAACCUAUCAUGUGGAUUACGACGAUGAGGCGGAUGGUGCACAAUCCAGCGUGAUGGAAGAGGCUCACUGUCAUCCCUAGCAGGAUACUAUCUAAAGACGUGAUCCAUUGUGAACUUGCAAAUUUGCAUCCAUGCACCUAACCAGUGUACUUUUAGUUCAAGUCAUAAUAAUGCUUUGAAUUUACCGGUUCAGUACCUGCUUGGUUGGAAGCAACAGCGAGCCACUAGUACCGUA